Molecule: messenger RNA, 2029 nt
Organism: Sarcophilus harrisii (Tasmanian devil)
Lineage: Eukaryota; Metazoa; Chordata; Mammalia; Dasyuromorphia; Dasyuridae
Gene: RMND1
Product: required for meiotic nuclear division 1 homolog
Exons: 12
Coding region: 599-1945 (448 amino acids)
Biological process (GO): positive regulation of mitochondrial translation
Source: RefSeq, a predicted model, not a curated record
ACGCGCUGCGCGGGUAUGGAGGUCAGCGGACCCAGCUGGCUGUGGAGUCCCGAUGGCUCGGGGCCCUGCUUUGGGAGUAGGAGGUUCCGGGUUAACUUUGGCGUAGCAACUAGGGGACGCGUCUGGCUGCCGGCCUAGUCUCCAUCAGUCUGUGUACCAUCCGGGUCCCGGGCGGCCCCGCCCUUCCCCCCAGCGGGGAGGAGUCUUUCCUCCCGGACCGCAGGUGGGGCAGGUUGGCCUCCCCUCCCGGCCUCCCCUCCCCCGCCUCCUGGGUCUCCGCUGACUCCGAGAUUCUGCGGAAGCGUGAGUGCUUCUUUAAUCCCUGAAGCCCCGGGGAUAAAAAGAUUAAAAAAAAAAAAAACCCCUUCCCCUGCCCGCGGAAUUGAAUGAUCUGCCGGGGAGGUAACAGGGGGAGAACCUGAAGGUCAUCCCGUCCAAAUCCACCCUCACCCCUCGCCGAACUGAGGUUCUGAGACUUAAGCGACUUGCCCAGGGUCAUCCAGAGAAUGCAAGAGCUGGGGUUCGAACUCGCGCCGUAGGAACGCCAUCUUCAGCCCUGACCCUGAUCAUUGGUGGUCCUUUAGUUUUGAGUGCUGUGAUGCAAGUUCAACUGCUCCAAGAUCUGGCCAAAUCUCCCUACAUUUUAGCAAAACUAUACCAGUGCCAAAGUCUUCCUAGAGUUCUUCGUCCAACACUAAAACCACUAAAAUUAUUUGAAAAGACAACAUGCAGGACCCUGACAAUAAAUCGAAACUCGGGUUUAUGCUUUUCUGAAACAGCAAUUGAUGAUUUGAAAUGUUCAUUUCCUGGACACAUCAAUUGGAAAGUAUCAGCUGCAAACAUAGUAUUUCAGCUGAAGACUGUGUUCUUCAGAGUUGAAGAAAUGAAUGUUCUAUCCCAGAAAUCUUUUGGGACUUGUAGGAAAAUGAAUCACAAACUAAGACUAUUAUAUACUAAUUGGCCUAUGAAAAUAUUGAAGAGACAUUAUUCAUCUACACCAACUGGAAAACUAGAAGUUCAGCAAAUCAAGAGACCACUUAAAGCAUCAAGGACCAAGCAGCCAUCCAGAGCUAACCUUCCACUCUCAUCUGUAAAUGAGGACCUGAUGCACUGUACAGCCUUUGCAACAGCAGAUGAAUAUCAUCUUGGUAAUCUGACUCAAGAACUUGGAUCUCAUGGAUACAUAGAAAUAACCAAUUUGCCUAGAGAUGCAGCAAAUAUUUUGGUGAUUGGUGUAGAAAAUUCUGAAAAAGAACAUGAUCCUGGAACAAUCUUUUUCUUCAGGGAAGGAGCUGUUGUAUUUUGGAAUGUGGAAAAUAAAACUAUGAAACAUGUGAUGCAAAUUUUAGAAAAACAUGAAGUUCAGCCUUAUGAAAUGGCACUGGUUCACUGGGAGAAUGAAGAACUUAACUACAUAAAAGCAGAGGGCCAGUCAAAGCUUCAUAGGGGGGAAAUCAGGUUAAAUUCAGAAUUGGAUCUAGAUGAAAUCAUACUGGAGAAAUUUGCCUUUUCAAAUGCCCUAUGCCUUUCAGUGAAACUGGCUAUUUGGGAAGCGUCACUGGAUGAUUUUGUUGAGUCUAUUCAAUCAAUUCCAGAGGCUUUAAAAUCUGGAAAAAAGGUGAAACUUUCUCAUGAAGAGGUUAUGCAGAAAAUGGGAGAACUUUUCUCAUUAAGACACCGUAUAAAUUUGAGUUCGGAUUUCCUGAUGACCCCUGAUUUCUACUGGGAUAGAGAAAACUUGGAGGCACUUUAUGACAAAACAUGUCAAUUCCUUAGCAUUACUCGUAGAGUUAAGGUGAUGAAUGAGAAGCUUCAACACUGCAUGGAACUAACAGACCUAAUGAGAAAUCAUCUGAAUGAAAAGCGGGCACUCCGCCUAGAAUGGAUGAUUGUGAUUCUUAUCACCAUAGAGGUAAUGUUUGAACUUGGCAGACUAUUGUUCUAAUUAUGUGGAAAAAGAUGUGGAUAACUGAAAAAUUGUUUUACAAAAUAUACUGAAUAGUCCCAAUGACAUGUAAAUAAUAGAAAG